UGACUAUAUAGUCAACAGCUUGCAUUCCAUCUAUAAUGGCACUCGUUUAAUUAAAGAUGUUGAAUCUGUGUGGCACAUGGGUGGCUGCUCUGAUCUUCCUGGUCUUUGUACUGCAAUACUGUGAGAAGAGGGCUGCAUUGCGAGGCACCAACCGGGCUCCGUUGCAGAAAUGGCAGGACAAAAGUCUGCGGACGAUAUUUCUCUUCGUAUUCGUAUCGCCGCUAAUGAUUGGGUUUGGUUGGUGGGGCAUACUACUCUUCUUCCUCUACCUCCCCACUUAUCUGGAUGGGAGUGAGGUUACGGGUGCACGAGCCAGUGACCGACUCAAGAACUUCAUCGUCUGGCGAUACUUCUACCACCGUCUGGGUCUUAAGCUGGUUGUGGAGGAAAAACUGGAUGAGAACCAACAAUACAUUAUGGGCAUCAGUCCACACGGUAUUCUGCCCUGGGGGGCUGCGGUCAAUCUGCGGAGCAACUUUACCAAUGUCGAUGAGCACCUGGGCAAGAUCCGCAGUAAUAUUCUGGCUGCUUCCAUGUGCUUCUACGUGCCUCUUUAUCGAGACCUUCUACUUGCAGGGGGGGCCAUUGACGCUGCGCGCUACAACGCAAUCCGAGCGCUGAAAGAAGGGCACUCUCUUAUGCUUGUGCCAGGUGGCGCCACCGAAGCCCUGUACUCUGCACCCAGGACAAACACCCUGCACCUCAAAAGUAGGUCCGGGUUCAUUAAACUGGCCCUGGAAACCGGUGCACACCUUGUCCCAGUGUACAGCUUCAACGAGGUUGAUGCAUACGGUGUGGUAAGCGAAGACCACGAGUACGUGAUGAAGGCGAAGAAAAAGUUCCAGGCUGUAUUUGGCAUAUCGCUCCCAUUGAUCACGAAUAUCAUCCCGCGCAAGGUUGAAAUUACCACCGUGGUCGGCAAACCCAUCGAGGUUGAGCAGAUACACAACCCUACCAAGGAGCAGGUGGAAGCCGUGCUCGACAAGUAUAUCGCUGAACUCACGCGCGUGUUCAAUGACCAUCACGAGAAAUGCGGCACAGAGAACAACUUAGUCGUAUAUUAAAGCCAUUGGCUGUGAAUGCAGAUGUAGGCAGUCAUGUACGGUAGUUUGCAUUAGCGGGUGGGGCUUGAUUGUGAUACAAGCACGCAGUUUAAUAUAGAAAUAUUGGAUCGAUUUAAAC
Sphaeroforma arctica JP610 is the source of this 1182-nucleotide messenger RNA. RefSeq lists its product as hypothetical. NCBI's taxonomy places the organism in Eukaryota, Ichthyosporea, Ichthyophonida. The transcript has 8 exons. Gene Ontology annotation, cellular component: endoplasmic reticulum membrane. Gene Ontology annotation, biological process: triglyceride biosynthetic process. Bases 57 to 1064 code for a protein of 335 amino acids. Gene Ontology annotation, molecular function: diacylglycerol O-acyltransferase activity. The record is from RefSeq and is a predicted model, not a curated record.